Messenger RNA from Ceratosolen solmsi marchali, 1260 nucleotides. RefSeq names its product HCLS1-associated protein X-1. Lineage: Eukaryota; Metazoa; Arthropoda; Insecta; Hymenoptera; Agaonidae. Gene Ontology annotation, biological process: regulation of actin filament polymerization; negative regulation of apoptotic process. The record is from RefSeq and is a predicted model, not a curated record. Gene Ontology annotation, cellular component: actin cytoskeleton; apical plasma membrane; clathrin-coated vesicle. The coding region runs from base 282 to 1259 and encodes 325 amino acids. The transcript is spliced from 8 exons.
UUAUAUAGUUAGUUUUUCUAGCUCUACAUUGACAUAGAUAACAUCAAUACUUUCAUAAUUAAUUUUAAUGUAAACAAAGUUCGUGUUUAGUUAGAACUCUGACUGUAUUCUUAAGAUUUGCGGAUGGGGAUUUCUCGAAGCUCGAAUAAUGAAUAUACCAACUUCAGAGUGUUCAGAAUAAAGUAGUGGAAUUAUAGGUAAGAGUAAUAAUCAGAUAGAUUGUACGAAUGAAACUGAUGAGUUCUAAAUUAUCUCUUUUAUUGUAAAGAAGGAAAAUAAAGAUGCCAUUUCUAGAUUUUUUCCGAAGCAUCUUUAAUAAAGAAGCUAUACAAGAGCCACCUCAAAACAGGUUCGAGGAUAACUAUCGGUACAGCGAUAGCUUCAGGAAUCCAAUUUGGCAGAAUGAUGAAGAUGAAAAUGAAGAUGAUGUUAGUGAUUUUAGUAGACAUCCAAUGAAUAGAUACAAUUUUAAAAUAGACAGUAAUCCUUUUGAAAUGACUCGUUUUUUUGAGGCCCAAAUGGAAUAUUUAUUAAAAAGUUUUUUUAGUUUUGAUGGAUUUGGAAAAAAUUUUGGAAAUCAUACAAAUAUCUUCAUACCUUUUGAAGAUGAUAAUUUUAUGCAAGAAUUUUCAAUAUACGAUGGAAGAUCAAAUGGUAUUGGACCACGUGAUGAAGUAAUGAAACCUGAAUAUAAAGCAACAGAUCCAGGAUUUGCAAAUGAUAAUUUUACAAGUUUAUUUGCAUUACCUGAUGUGAAACCAAAAACUAAAGGGCUUUGUGAUGCUUUGCUGAAACCUUCUUAUGAAAUACUAGAUUCAAACAGUGAUAAAGUGGAUUCUGAUUUAGAUGGAAAGAUUAAAUCAGGUGAGCUAGCAGAAAUAUGGAAGGCCCCUUCAACAUCGGAAACUGUACAACCACAAUUUUCUGUUAGAAAUUUUACAUUUGGAAAAAGUGUUUCAACACAGGUAAUUCGAAGACAAGAUGGAAGCAUUGAAGAACGUCGCACAGUCAAAGAUAGUAAUGGCAAUGAAGAAACUAGUAUAACAAGACAAAUAGGAGAUCAACAACAUACUAUAAUAAAAAAAAAAGCUAAAGAUGGAUCUGAAGAACAGACAGAGAAUAUAAUCAACAUGGAUGAAAAUGAAUUGAAGGGAUUUGAUAAAAAAUGGUUAGGAUUUUCAAAAACACCAAAGCAGUCAAAUAUCAGUCUUGAAGAUUUUCCAUGGCAAAAAUUUUUUGGUCCUAAUCCAAAAUUAUAAU